Messenger RNA from Chenopodium quinoa (quinoa), 1167 nucleotides. Its product is annotated as TATA-box-binding protein-like. The transcript has 10 exons. Lineage: Eukaryota; Viridiplantae; Streptophyta; Magnoliopsida; Caryophyllales; Amaranthaceae. Gene Ontology annotation, biological process: DNA-templated transcription initiation. The record is from RefSeq and is a predicted model, not a curated record. Bases 184 to 786 code for a protein of 200 amino acids. Gene Ontology annotation, molecular function: DNA binding; RNA polymerase II general transcription initiation factor activity.
AACUUAUAUAAAAUCCCCAAUCUUUCAAAUUUCAUUGACCCUUCUUUUUCCCUUUUUCUCUCUCCUCUUCCUCCUCUCUUUCACCGGCGUUUCCAGAUCUGCAAACUUCACCUGCAAUUCACGAUCAGAUCACCGGUUAAAUCCCGGCGAUUUUAGCGUCAAAAGAAAGAAAGAGGAAUUGACAUGGAAGAACAGGGCUUGGAAGGUGGUCAACCUGUAGAUCAGUCGAGACAUCCAUCUGGGAUCAUCCCUACUCUCCAGAACAUCGUAUCAACUGUCAACUUGGACUGCAAGUUGGAGCUGAAAUCUAUUGCACUGCAAGCUCGUAAUGCAGAGUAUAAUCCAAAGCGUUUUGCGGCUGUCAUUAUGAGGAUAAGGGAGCCAAAGACAACAGCCCUAGUAUUUGCUUCAGGAAAGAUGGUUUGCACCGGAGCUAAGAGUGAGCAGGACUCAAAACUAGCUGCUCGUAAGUAUGCUCGAAUUAUACAGAAGCUGGGAUUCCCCGCCUCAUUCAAGAAUUUCAGAAUCCAGAACAUAGUGGCAUCGUGUGAUGUAAAAUUUCCUAUCAGACUGGAGGGGCUUGCAUACUCUCAUGGUGCCUUUUCUAGUUAUGAACCAGAACUAUUUCCUGGCUUGAUCUAUCGAAUGAAACAACCAAAGAUUGUGCUGCUUAUAUUCGUCUCAGGAAAGAUAGUUCUGACAGGAGCUAAGGUGAGAGAAGAGACUUACACUGCCUUUGAGAACAUAUAUCCUGUGCUUACUGAGUUUAAGAAAAACCAGCAGUGAUAAGUUACAGAAGUUGCUGAGCAUGCCAUGCAAAUUUCUGGCAAACUGUAUAUAGAUGAAAGGGGAUGCGGCAUGCAGCACUGUUUUCUUUAGAAGAUAAACGCUGUGGGUUUAUUAGAGUUAUCUCUCCUCCCCUGGAUAAGCUGCGCGUUAGUAAAUGCUGUCUAGAAUUAGAACUUCUAAACUUUGACUUGAAGGUUGUCUAGAAUUAGAUUUUAAACUUUGAUUUGAAGGUUGUCUAGAUUUAGAACUUCUAAGCUUGGUAUUGAAGUUUCUUCUACUGUUAAUAAUGGAACUGUCUGUAUUAGUGCUCAUCAUAAUCAAUCCCGGUAAAAUUACUUUCUUUGGAUUUAAUUGCACCUCAUUUGAUUUGUUAUUGUC